This is a messenger RNA of Fusarium oxysporum Fo47, 1171 nucleotides long. RefSeq lists its product as uncharacterized. Lineage: Eukaryota; Fungi; Ascomycota; Sordariomycetes; Hypocreales; Nectriaceae. The transcript has 5 exons. The coding region runs from base 404 to 1171 and encodes 255 amino acids. The record is from RefSeq and is a predicted model, not a curated record.
AAAAGAUGUCGCAAGCUAAGCUCAGCAGGGAGUACCUUGUAGAUAGGUGCCCGAUCUCGACUGCAACACAAAUCAAGAUCCAGACGGACCAAUUAGAGACUCCAAUCGGCCUCGUGUCUAAGCCCGAAUGUUUCCCAACUUCCCCUAUUCAGGCCAAGACGGGAUCUCACUGACAGAGGCUCAACAAGGGAUCGCCGUUCUUGGGAUAGCUUGGCAAGGAACACCAAGAAGGGAAUUGCGCGUCACAUUGAAUAGAUUCAGAGAUAGCGGGUCUGUACUCCAUAUCACAAAGUCAUGGCUUGGAGUGAUUCAGGGCUGUGCACAAGUAUAAGGAUGUCUCCCUCCUCCGGUUUUCGACCCGGACCCCGAGCUGUGUGUGAAGUAUGCUCACUUUGCUUCUCAUAUGGUACGAUGGCAGUUCGGGAUUAUCUAUUGGACCCUGUUUGUGUCUAAUUUACUGGUCUUGUUUAUUGCUUCGUGGACAUAUAUCCGUGGCCAAGCAGCUAUGGAGAAGCUUGCUCAUAAUCCUAAAGCACGAACGAAGCGAAUACGGCAGUCUGUCAUGAUGUGUCUUGGAUGUGUCUCUGUCUCAACAGUCAUUGUCGUCAUGGAAGCGUACUCCAUUUUGGCUCUUCAGUUUUGCGACGGUGAAGACCUCAUCUCACUUUAUUGGUCUACCUGGACCAUGAUCCAAGUUGGUUCAUUGAUUGCCAUGAUUGGUAUCAUUCUUGCAAUGGCACAUACCCUUCGUGGAAGACAGCAUCCACCAUGGGCACUUGCAUUAGGUACACCCGUUCUUGUGAUUGCCGGAUUUCUUCAUCUAUUCCAUGAUUGCACCAAGAAGCGAAUUCGAAGCCGUCGCCGAAGAAACGACUACGAUGAUCCCAUGGGGCCUCCAAUGAGUCAAGCUAACACAAUUUCGGUCAACCCCGAUGAAGAAGAAGACAUCGAAUACAAAGCACAAGUAAUCGGGCUUACAUUCGAUGGUGGUCCAAUCAUUCGAUACACAGAUGCUGUACCCGAAACCCUACCUGAACAUGCUCAACUCUUGGGAUACUGCGCACAGAGCAAGCCUAUCGUCAUGUGUAAGCGUGAGACUGUUCAAUUUCUGAUGGACUCUCCGGCACGAGUACCACCAUCAGCAUCACCGGCUUUCCGCAAGGGUAACUGA